AACUAUGUAUCUGGUCGCUCGGGGUACAAUCGCAAAGCCGUGACAUUUCCACGUUGCUAUAAAGUCCGUGAACGCCCCACCCGACCACAUGACCGACCCAGCUCUGUAACGGUAGCACGGAGGCUAACAGGAUUUAGCUAACUCGAGCUACGUUGCGUCGCCGCACUGAGAAAUCCCACAGAGGAAACGACGAGGACGACUCUUCGUUGUGCACUUAAAUUUGUGUAACGUUGCGCUUGAAUCAAACACCAACGGCACAAUGCCAGAACCGGCUGAGAUGAGCGGUCCAGAGGUGGCCAAGACACCAGGAGGCGGGGCACCUGGAAAGGAAGGAAAGGAGCCAGUGGCCAAUGGGCAUGCUGGAGAGGGCACCGACAGCAACCCGUUUGCUGAGUACAUGUGGAUGGAGAAUGAAGAGGAGUAUAACAGACAGGUGGAGGAGGAGCUGUUGGAGCAGGAGUUCUUGGAGCGCUGUUUCCAGGAAAUGCUCGAGGAGGAAGACCAGGAUUGGUUCAUCCCCUCGCGUGACCUCAACAACCAGGGCGUGGGGCAGCUGCAGCAGCAGCUCAACGGCCUUUCGGUCAGCGAUCACCACAGCAACCUGGAGGAAGUGGCGAGGAAGAGCAUCUUGAAUCCCGAAGCAAAGGAGUUUGUCCCAGGGAAGAAAUACUAGGAGUCCCCCUCACCCCCAUGGAGCCUCCACGCGCACACACACAAACACACACGCACACCAGUCCUCACAUAUUCUCAGAGACUCUUGCGACUUUGUCCGCACACACACUGAUUCUCUCACACACACACACACACACACACACACACACACACACACCUACACUCUUGAAGUCAGUGGCGUGCUGACAGGCCCGGUUGGGGGGUGGGGGGUAUUUCUUUUUUUCUUUCUUUUUCUUUCUUUCUCUUUAAUCUUUUUAUUUCCCGUUUGUUUCUUGUAAACUGAGGGACAUUGGGAACCGGGGUGGGGAGGGGUGUGGUACCAGCACCGCCCUUACUGCAGGCGCUAGCUCAUCUUUGCAUUUCAGGUCAUACAGCUGACGUUUACAGAGCACGCAGAUCCCACUGAAGUCUCCUUGGAUCUGAGGCAGCUACUUUGGAGUGAUGCCAGGACAAAAAAUUAACUAAAAGAAAAAAAUGUUUAAAGAAUAAAUUUAUUUUUGAGAAACCAUGUCAAUUGCUAUCCUUUCAAAUUGGGGAAAACAUCAUCAGCAAGUGGAGGGUUUUUGUGACUAACAUUUAGGGGACUUGAUUGGAUGUUUGCUGCUGCUCUGUGACGUCACCAGCCAUUUUAAAACCCAUUUUUUCUCUCCUCUGAUAUCACAAAGUUCCUGUGACAUCACGGCUGUCUUGCAUCUUAAGAUGCUGAUUCGUUAUUUGUAACUGCAACGACUCUGUUCCAAACCAAAUACUGAACCCACCCUCCCAGCUUUUCAUUUCAAGUGAUCAGAACAGAUUGUUACCUUGGAUAAGAAUUUUGUUUUCUUCCAAAUUUAAGUGGAAAUCCUGCGUAUUGGUCCAGCGUUUAGGAGCAGAAGUUGUCGAUGGUCUUAAUCAUGCAUCAAGCUAAGUUGAUUAAAUGUGUUCAGAAAGAUCGUCCCUUUGGAAAGUGAGUUUUAUCCUUUCCAUUGGCUCACAGGUUCAUAAUUUGGUUCAGUUUGAAUUCAGAAAGUGUUCACCUUUUGUUACAGGCGGAAGUAUUUGGUCUGGAAUGCAGCCACUGCAUCUCUGCUGGAACAGCUCAGUUUCUUUCAGCAUCAGAUCAAGUGUCCGUAUUCAGAUCAGGGUUUCAAACACCCUUACGUUUUUUUUUUCUCUCUUCUCUUCCUUCAACUUCAUGAUUUGGAGGAUGAGAGGUUUCUUUCCCCUUUGUUGUCUCCUCUGGGUAAUGUUGCCUUUAGUGUCCAUCAGUUGUUUGUAGGGGAAAAUGGUCUCAAGAAGAGUAUUAGAUAAAUGAAGCAUGUGGUGGACAGCAUUGGCUCCGUUCCUUUUUUUUUUCAGUUUGUUUUAUUUUGAGGAAGUUCUGCUUUCAAACUCAAAAUCUCUACAGUCUAUUUUUUUUUCCUGAAGCAUCCCUAGUUUUCAGAACAACCAUUAAGCUGUAUGCCAGUUGGAAAGCUGUGCGAGAAAACGCUCUUCACAAAAAUCCUACUUCUCAUCCGCUGUUAUCCUGAAGUGUUCUUUUUGUUUUGUUUUUUCCCCUGAACCGCAGCUAUUUUGGCUUAAAAUUGCAGAAGCAGUAUUGUCAAAACCUUCUGAUCUUUUGGUCAUUUGUGGCAUAAACAGCAGCAAUAUUGAAUUGGACUUUUCCUGGUGUGUGCACACUGAGCUUAAUAUCUGAUGAGUAGCACUUCUCUCCACCAUGGCUGCUUAUCUGGAUGUCAGUGUGCUCUCUGAACAGUUUCAGCAGAGACGGUGAAGGCUUGGGUUGAAAGAGGAACUUCCUCACACAGUGUUGGACCACAGCUGUUGAAUGGCACCCUGGAGAAGCCAAUAGGAAUGUCCGCCAGGUGGAUUGUACAACAUAAAAUCAUUUUUGGUGAUUUUGUUUGAGUUAGGUGACAGAAGCUGUUUUAAAAAGGAAAAAAAAGUUCAGAAGACACAGAGUAUGAAUUUCAAUACAAAUAAAAAUGAUGAAAAAAUCUAAAUAAAGAUGUUAAAGACAAAUGUAGUCUUGUCAGUGUUUCCCCAACCGCGCCCUUAUUUACGCUACAGGGUUUCAGUGGAGGUGGUUACAAGUGGAGGGUAAAUUCAGCUUGGCUGAACAAAGACCCAAACGGGCUUUAAGGCUUUUUGGUUGUCCUUAUAGGCUUCACUGCUUUAGAAGAUUUGUAAAUGUUGAAGUUGUUCCUGCUGUAGUUUUUUAUUAUUUU
Menidia menidia (Atlantic silverside) is the source of this 2882-nucleotide messenger RNA. The record is from the annotation of a GenBank genome assembly. NCBI's taxonomy places the organism in Eukaryota, Metazoa, Chordata, Actinopteri, Atheriniformes, Atherinopsidae.